UCUUUUCGUUGCUUUUCUUUUCUUCUGUUGAAGUCAACCACAUAAGACAACUAUACAGAUUCGGCCUAGUUAAAGCCUUUUGAACCCCUCUCUAUCUGUCUGUCUCUGUCUCUCUCGGUGGUUCAAAUUCUCUUAGUGGGUGCUAAUGAGCUUGACGAUCUCUACAAAACUGUGGGUGUUUUAUUUGUUUUGUUUUGUUUUUUGGGGUAUGAGAUUUUAGUGUAAUUGGGGUCUCAAAUUGAGAAGUUUCUUUUUUGUCAAAAAUGUGGGAUUCAAAGAAUUGUUCUCAACAUCUCCUCUUUGUACUGUAAUGUUCCUUCUCAUGCAUUUGGUUUCCGAGCAUGGAGCUCAAGAAAAAAGAGAAGUCAGUGAGGUUUUAUCCUGAUGAACAACAAAAUCUUGAGCUCUCUUACUGGGAGAAAAAAGACACAACCCAACGUGCGGAACAGCCCUCGCCUGUGUACACAAUUUCGGCGCCAUUGUUGAACUUGAAAUCAGAAGGGGGAACCAAUGACAAGAAAAGAACAAAUGGGUCUUUCAAAUUUGGGAGAUUUAAGGUUUUCCCAGAAAAUCAUGAACCGUGGAGGAAGCGAAUUCUUGAUCCUGGAAGUGAGCUCUUCUCGCAAUGGAACAGGGUUUUCCUCUUCUCGUGCUUGGUGGCUCUGUUUGUUGAUCCAUUGUUUUUCUAUUUACCAUCUGUAGUGAACAGUGGUGAUUCAUCCUGUAUGUCAACUGAUUUGAAUUUGGGUAUUAGUGUGACCUGCUUUAGGACCAUGGCCGACAUGUUCUAUCUGUUGCAUAUGCUAAUUAAGUUUCGGACAGCUUACGUAUCGCCAAGCUCGAGAGUAUUCGGAAAGGGUGAACUUGUCAUGGACCCAAAAAUGAUUGCUAUGCGUUACUUGAGAUCAGACUUCUUCAUUGAUCUGAUUGCUGUGCUGCCUCUUCCUCAGAUUGUCAUAUGGUUUAUUAUACCAGCAAUAAGAAGCUCCCACACUGAUCACACCAACAAUGCUCUUGUACUGAUUGUUUUGCUCCAAUAUGUUCCCAGAUUAUAUUUAAUAUUUCCCUUAAGUACUAAGAUUGUCAAAGCUACCGGACUAGUCACGAAGACUGCUUGGGCUGGGGCUGCAUAUAAUCUCCUGCUGUAUAUGCUAGCUAGUCAUGUCUUAGGCGCCUCAUGGUAUCUCUUGUCAAUUGAACGGAAUGCAACAUGCUGGAAAUCUGUCUGCAGAAAUGAAUUUAGCCCUAUAAAGUGCCUUCCUCAUUUCUUGGAUUGCGAUACUCUGGAGAAUGAUGAUCGCAGGGCAUGGGCAAACAGUACUCUUGUAUUCUCUAGUUGUAAUCCUAAUAACAAUAUAGCUUUCAAUUAUGGAAUCUUUGAAAAUGCAAUACAAAAUGAGGCCAUCUCAUCAGAGUUUGUCCAGAAGUACUUGUAUUGCCUAUGGUGGGGCUUACAGAACUUAAGUUCAUAUGGACAGAACUUAUCUACUAGCACUUUUAUUGGGGAAACUUCAUUUGCCAUACUUAUUGCCAUCAUGGGUCUGGUUUUAUUUGCCCAUUUAAUUGGAAACAUGCAGACCUACCUGCAAUCUAUCACUGUGAGGCUGGAAGAGUGGAGGCUCAAACGGCGAGAUACUGAAGAGUGGAUGAAGCACCGCCAGCUCCCUCAAGAUUUACGAGAACGCGUUCGACGAUUUGUUCAAUACAAGUGGCUUGCAACCCGAGGGGUCGAUGAAGAGUCAAUCUUGUGUGCCUUACCGCCAGACCUCCGUCGAGAUAUCCAACGACACCUAUGCUUGGACCUUGUUCGACGUGUUCCAUUUUUCUCACAAAUGGAUGAUCAGUUACUUGAUGCCAUUUGUGAGCGCCUAGUGUCCUGUUUGAGUACUCAGGGCACUUGCAUAGUUCGUGAGGGCGAUCCUGUUACUGAAAUGCAUUUUGUUAUCAGAGGGAAACUAGAGAGCUCAACCACAAACGGAGGCCGGGUGGGUUUCUUCAAUUCAAUUACUUUGAGACCGGGCGACUUUUGUGGGGAAGAGCUACUGUCAUGGGCAUUGCUUCCAAAAUCUUCUCUCAACUUGCCUUCCUCCACAAGAACAGUGAGAGCCCUUGUUGAAGUGGAAGCCUUUGCAUUGCGAGCAGAAAAUCUCAAGUUUGUAGCCAAUCAAUUCAGGCGACUUCACAGUAAGAAAUUACAGCACACAUUCCGUUUCUACUCUCACCAUUGGAGGACAUGGGCAGCGUGCUUCAUUCAGGCUGCUUGGCGGCGAUACAAGAAGAAGAUGAUCACGAAGAACCUUAGCAUGAGAGAGUCAUUUGCUUUUCCUCUUGGUGAGCGAGUGGCUGAUGAAACUGCCCAAGAAGAGGAGGAGAGUAACUCUCAGACAAAACAGAACUUAGGGGUCACCAUACUGGCUUCAAGGUUUGCUGCAAACACAAGGAGAGGGGCUCAGAAGAUCAAGGAAGUUGGGAUGCCCAAGUUGCAGAAGCCUGAAGAACCGGACUUCUCGAUUGAACCAGAAGAGGAUUAGUUCAGCUGUGGUGUAAUACUGUGAAACAUGGAAAAAGAAAAAAAAAAUCUCUUAAGGGGAUAGUUGAUCACAUUCCAGGAGCAUGUACCAAAUUAAUACUCGUCGGGUAAUACUACAUUACUAUUGUUUCUACUGUUUCAGUAUCCUUCCACAAGUCUUAAUAUGUUUUCUUAUUUGUUUGAUCUUCAAUGUAUAGUCUCUUCUGUGUUCUUGUUUGUUGACAAGAGGAUUCAACUGUAGACUGUAGUUCUACAUAGUUCACAAUUCAAGGCAAUUCAUGAGCACUAAAGGAUUCAUGUA
Molecule: messenger RNA, 2831 nt
Organism: Malania oleifera
Lineage: Eukaryota; Viridiplantae; Streptophyta; Magnoliopsida; Santalales; Ximeniaceae
Product: probable cyclic nucleotide-gated ion channel 14
Exons: 7
Coding region: 342-2531 (729 amino acids)
Biological process (GO): transmembrane transport; potassium ion transport
Cellular component (GO): membrane
Molecular function (GO): voltage-gated potassium channel activity
Source: RefSeq, a predicted model, not a curated record